Carya illinoinensis is the source of this 660-nucleotide messenger RNA. RefSeq lists its product as uncharacterized. The record is from RefSeq and is a predicted model, not a curated record. The transcript has a single exon. The coding region runs from base 1 to 660 and encodes 219 amino acids. NCBI's taxonomy places the organism in Eukaryota, Viridiplantae, Streptophyta, Magnoliopsida, Fagales, Juglandaceae.
AUGGAACCUUUUCAAGAGGAAAUUUUGGAUGAUCCAAUAUGCCCCAUAUGUCAGUCAGAAAAUGAGACAGUCAUGCAUCUCCUAUGGAAGUGCCUGGCAGCCAAUGAUGUAUGGUCAAGAAUGACAAGUCCUCUGCAGAAGUGGCAAGUAGCAGAAGAUGACCUCCUAAGUUUGUGGGGUAGGAUGAAAGAAAAACUUACAGGAACUGAGUUGGAGUUGACAGCAGCAACUAUGAGGGCCCUAUGGCUGAGGAGAAACGAGUCAAUUUUUGAAAAUAAGUUUAGAAACCCCAUGGGUGUGAUUAGAUCUUCAAUGGAAACACUACAGGAGUAUCAAGCUGCAAACCAGUUGCUAAAGAGGGGCAAUAGUACAGUUUCGGGUGCAAGGCAGGGUCAGAACUGGGAGGUGCCAAGGGAGAAUUAUGUCAAAACUAACUGGGAUGCAGCAGUCGAUUUGAGAAAUAAGAAAGUUGGUUUUGGGAUAAUUAUUAGAGAUGAAAAGGGGGAAGUUCUAGCAGCAACAUGUGCAGAGGGAGUUUUUUCAUCAACCAGCAACAGUCGAAAGUCUAGCAUUAAGGAGGGCAGUAGAGAUUUGUACAGACCUGAAUUUUACAAAAGUAAUAUUGGAGGGAGAUGUGAAACUGAUUAUAGAUGCAGUUAA